AUGGCAAGCCAGAACAUGCAGUCGGCCGCGGCCAGGUCGAGUCCAGGCCUGCCGAAUCGCCGCAGGUUUGACGAAUCGUGGGUCGAGGUCUCCUCACAGCCAUCGUCUUCGUCACUGUCGAGCGUCGGCGACGAAAUCGUCACAACGGGCUUGCGCGUCGUCAGCCCAUUUCGCCGCCGCCGCCGUGUACAGCCUUCGACCAGAACGCAGCUGCCCCAGCGUCAUACAACUACUCCUGCCGCAGGGACGAGCAGCCAAGAAGAAUAUGAGGAGAGCGAGAGCGAGGAAGACCAGCUUCUCACAAGCUCAACGGAGAACACAAAGCCGGCACGCCAUGAGGUCAGCGACGACUCGGACGUCGACUCGGACGACGGCGACAACGCCACUGCCCUUGGCCGAGCAUCGGACCGACCCGUCUAUCGGCCUCAGCCCAACGCCUUCUCCCAUCCACCAUCCCACAUUCCUCGGCGAAGCCACUCUGCCACCAGCGCGGCACCUCCUCAUCCUCACGGUGGUUUCUCUCGACCGUCAUUCUCCCAGCGUUCGCAGACCAGAGUCCACCGCAACUUCAUGUCACCGACAAGCCGCGAGGACAACGAUGCGGCCUUGCGGGCAUCGCUGACGACCCUCUUAUCCUGUGCCGCAGCCGCCCGGGGUCUGCCCAAGACGAAGGAGGAAGCCGAAGCGCGACAGUUGGGAGGCAACGGCAUUGGCCCGAGCAAUCAACCCAUGGAACUCAGGCUGGUCCCCGAGUCCGAGUUGACGGAGAACGCAUCGCCGACGAGGACCAGUCGGAGUCCUCGGGCCACCAAGAAGAAGAAGACGGCGGCAGCCGUGGCCGAGGACGCCCUGAUCUCUCCCACCCUGCUGACCUGGGUGAUGAGCGCAGGUGUCGUCGUUCUCGUGUCGGCGGUCGGCUUCGGCGCGGGCUAUGUCAUCGGACGGGAGGUGGGUCGCCAAGAAACGCUGUCGGCGGGCGUGAGCGGCGUCAACGAGACGACGCGUUGCGGUCGCGAAGUCAUCCGCUCAUCUGGCGGCGGUCUCCGGAGGCUACGGUGGGGAGCGGUGGGGAAGAGCAUCGUUGCGCAGGCGUGA
Molecule: messenger RNA, 1095 nt
Organism: Hirsutella rhossiliensis
Lineage: Eukaryota; Fungi; Ascomycota; Sordariomycetes; Hypocreales; Ophiocordycipitaceae
Exons: 4
Coding region: 1-1095 (364 amino acids)
Source: RefSeq, a predicted model, not a curated record